Molecule: messenger RNA, 1073 nt
Organism: Trichomycterus rosablanca
Lineage: Eukaryota; Metazoa; Chordata; Actinopteri; Siluriformes; Trichomycteridae
Gene: mrpl23
Product: mitochondrial ribosomal protein L23
Exons: 5
Coding region: 187-648 (153 amino acids)
Biological process (GO): mitochondrial translation
Cellular component (GO): mitochondrial large ribosomal subunit; ribosome
Molecular function (GO): structural constituent of ribosome
Source: RefSeq, a predicted model, not a curated record
ACAGUUAUUGGAUGCCCAAAGAUGUAACUUUUAUUUUGACACCUUGACUGUGUCGUAGAGAAACAUUUCCUGUAGUCAUUGGGGACGCGACGGAAAACCUUGAGCACAUUUGUUGUCACAGAGCAGCUGAAUAAUUUCCAGUUUAUUCAGCUUUAUUUAGCACUUAUACAGAGUGGAGACACAAACAUGGCGAGAAGAUUAAUCUACCCUAUUUACCAGUUGGGCAACCCUCAGCUGCGAAUAUUCAGGCCCACCUUCACCAUGACCCUCGUCCGACCGGGUAAACCCAUGCCUCCUGACACAGUGCAGUUCCGCGUAUCUAUGGAAAUGACCAAAUUUGAUGUGAGGAACUAUCUGGAGAAGAUUUACAAUGUCCCUGUUACUGCAGUGCGCACAAGGAUUCAGUAUUGUACGAACAAGAAAAGGAAUCACUUAAAUCAGCGCGUGAAGACGCCAGAUUACAAAGUGGCAUACGUUCAACUGGGUCAGCAGCAGACGUUCCAGUUUCCAGAUAUCUUUCCUGAGAAGGAAAAAGAGCACGAAGAGGGCUCGGUGGAGGCCAUGCAGGACAAAUUCAUGGAGGAUGAGCGACAGAGGCAGAAACCAGACCCCAGAAGAGGGGGAGUCACUGAAUGGUUUGGCCUUUAAAGACACAAGACAAAAGAAACAGACUGUUUUGUGAGGUGAUCCUGUUGUAUUGCCAGUUUCUUUCAGGAUAAAAACUUGAACCUGACCUUCCUUUUUUCUGGACACGGUACGUUCAGUCCUGCCUUACAGCACAGCCUGGAUACACUGUGUGUCCCAAAAGCCACACACGUUAUCCUGCACUGCUGUUAUCAUCUGUUCGAGGUGAAGUUAACAUCUUGCAGAACACAGGUUUCUCUGAAUGAACUGUUACACGUCAUGUGUGAUUAGCCCUGUUCUUUCUGAGAUGUUCAAGUAAGGACUAAUGCAACUACAGGAAAGCUGUUCAUUUUUAUCUGAGGGAUUUAGUCUAUUACUUACAAAUCUCUUUCAAAAAGUAUCAACUGUUCAUGUGUUGAAUCAUUUUCAUUAAAUUAUAUUCACAUUAA